This is a messenger RNA of Salvia hispanica, 1307 nucleotides long. Its product is annotated as ARM repeat superfamily protein. NCBI's taxonomy places the organism in Eukaryota, Viridiplantae, Streptophyta, Magnoliopsida, Lamiales, Lamiaceae. Gene Ontology annotation, molecular function: protein binding. The record is from RefSeq and is a predicted model, not a curated record.
UAUAAAGAUAAAAUCCCUCACAGCCCACAAAAAAAACAAGCUUGCAUCGUCUUGAAGCAAUCACUCUUCUAUUCAUUCUCACACUCUACAUAUACAUACUAACCGCAUUUUUCAUACAAAAUUAUGUUUUGAGAGAGAGAAAGUUCGGAGAUAGGCUACCAUGGAGGCAGCCAUGGCGGAAGCCCUUCUAUGCGGCGAAACUGAAGCUCAGAUUGCGGCGGCAAGAGCGAUUGGGAACCUCAACACAAUGCAGAAGAAGAGAGUAGCUGAAAACGGAGCUAUUUCUCCGUUGAUUAUGAUGCUCCACGCUCAACACUACGAUUCAAUUGAGGCUUCUCUGUUUGCUCUGCUCAAUCUCGCCUUCGGAAGUGAAAGGAAUAAGCUGCUGAUAGCAGAGGCAGGGGCGAUUCCGGCUCUGUUGAAGAUCAUUAAAUGGCGGAACGAGAGCUUGAUGGAGCUGUCGCUCGCGGCGCUGUUGAUUCUCUCUUCCUGCUCUCGGAAUAAGCUCGAGAUCGCGUCGUCGGGGGCGAUUCAGCUCCUCGUCGAGCUUCUGGAUUCUCUCUCCCAAAACGUCGGUGGCAAUCAGGCCAAAUUCGACGUCGUAUCGACAUUGCACAAUCUGUCCACAUCUCCGCAGAUAAUCCCCUUGAUCGUCGCCUGCGGCGGCGCAAUCGUGCUGAUCCGGUUGGUGUACGAGUCGGAUAAGUCGUCGGAUUUGGUGGAGAAGGCGAUGGCCUUGCUCGAAUCGCUCGUUUCUUCAUCGCAGCUUGCUUUAAAUCAGGUGAGUGAGAGGGACGGGGCGAUCGAGAUGGUGGUGGAGGCGGUGGAGGAGGGGACGGCCGUGUGUCGGGAGCAUGCGGCGGGAGUUCUGCUGGCGAUAUGCAAGAGCAGCAGGGAGACGUAUAGAGGGUUGAUUUUGAGGGAAGGGGCGAUGCCGGGGCUGUUGCAGUUGAGCAUCGAUGGUACAUGGCUGGCUCGAAAGAAGGCUAAAGCAUUGCUCUUGUUGCUUAGAGAAGACGACGACAAUGGUUCGUUGUCAGCGUCUUCUUCGAGGGGAAAGCAUUCCAAGAAAGCGGUGUUUAAAGAGGUGAUGAGGAAGAUUGAUAGGGCUGGAACUUCUCUUCAGAUGGUUGAGGAAAUGAUUGCCAAACUUAGGACAUGAUCGAUGUUAGUUUUAGUCGCAUUUCAUGUGUCGUGUUUGGCUCAAAUUAGAAUCUGUAGGUUUAGUUUUUUUGGCUUUUUUUUAGUUACCGUGGAGCAUUGCUUUGUUCGUGUACAGAGAUAAUAGUGGAAUUAUUUUCUUCUCA